Messenger RNA from Caretta caretta (loggerhead turtle), 5583 nucleotides. Lineage: Eukaryota; Metazoa; Chordata; Testudines; Cheloniidae. The record is from RefSeq and is a predicted model, not a curated record.
GCAUCCUUGUCACUUCCUAGGUAGGACCAGCCCCUCAGCAUCGUCUAGGGCUCCCCUGCUCAGGGACACCCCCUCCCAGUGUCCCAGCUCCCCAACACCUGCGGGCUCCGGGGCGGGGAUUCAGCAGUUGCUGGAUACAUAGAGAGAACAGAGCAGACGGAGGCGCUGGAUCGGAAGAACAGGAGCCCCAGCCCCAGGAAAACGUCAGCAGCUUGCCAAAAUAAUAGCUGAACACCGAAAUGUUGUAAGGCUGGCCUCUCGAUGACCCAAUAGCAGCAGGCUGCGAAGGAGGAGGCUGGAUGCUCCCGACAGGUUCCACUCAUGUUUAUUGAGAUUGGCGUCUGAGAGUCCAGGCCCUAGCUCGAAGUGCAGCCGCUCCGGAGACAGACCAUGGCCACAGACCUGGGUACAAGUGCAGAUUUGGGUCUCCAAUUACAGGUGCCUUUAGAGCAGGGGGUGCAGCCCCCAGUAAAAAGGGAAGAACAAGACACACCAGGCCUCGAGCCAGGGCAAGGAGUGGAGCAAGGAGAGAACCUUCCCUUUGUUGUCUGCUCUGGGACCAUCGGGGAAUUAUUGAGAUGGGCGGCUCCACAACAGUCCAGGCCUCAGAGGCAGGACGAGCCACCCCAGCGCUGGGAAGUCCAGUGGCAGGAGGUGCUGCAGGCCCUAUGGACCCCUCCUGAAGUUGUGCCGGCCCCAGUGACGCUACAGCUACCUGAGCUGGCACCAGGGGACGAUAUCGAGGCCUAUCUGGCCAACUUCGAGCAUGUGGCUAAUGCCUGCCAGUGGCCGAGAGGAGAGUGGGUAACGCGACUCGUGCCAGCACUCAGCGGAAAAGCCCGACAGGCCUACAGCAGCCUGGAGGCUAGAGACAGCAGAGACUAUGGGAAGGUGAAAGCUGCCAUCCUGCAAGGGGAGGACACCCGCCUGGAGACACGGCGCCGGUGCUUCAGGCAAUUCCGCUACCAAGAGGCCGAGGGGCCCCGGGAGGCUUACAGUCGCCUCCAGGAACUCUGCCAUCGCUGGCUGGAGCCGCAGAGCCGCACCAAGGAGCAGAUCCUGGAGCUACUGAUCCUGGAGCAGUUCCUGACCAUCCUGCCGGAGGAAAUGCAGAACUGGGUCUGGGAACGUGGCCCAGAGAACUGCGCCCAAGCGGUGGCCCUGGCAGAGGGGUUCCAACUGAGGCAGCCAGAGGCUGGAUUAUGGGAGCAGCAGGUCACGGUGCGUGUGAAGGUUGAGGAAGUGACUUCGGAGAAGAUUGCUUCCCCUGAGGCAUUAUGGGAUGCUCCCGGCUCGCAGCUAGAGCAGCUGCAGUCCCAUCACGAAUGUGUAUCCCAGGAGGAGGUGGGACGAGCUGAUACCCCAGGACACCAGUAUGAACCACUCUGUGUCCCCAAAGAGGAGCCCCCGAUCCUCCAGGAAAUAGAUAAUAAGCCAGACCCCCUGCCUCAUUCAGAGCACAUAAUGGAUGGUGAACACAGGAUGAUGGGUGAUGUGGUGCUGAGCGCAAGUCCCCAGCAGGAGGAGACAGAGAUGGCAGGGCCACGCAGGGUGUCCCUGGGAAGAUACAAAGGGAAGGUGUCACGGACUCAGCGCAGGGUGGGGAGGCAACAUGGGAGCCCCACUGGGAAAAGGCAGGUGGAACCAGCCCCUCCCCUACCAGAUUUGGGGAAGCCCGAACCCCAGCCCAGGCCUUUCAAAUGUCCUGAGUGUGGGAAAACCUUUUGCCGCAGCUCUGACCUGCUGAGACACAAGCGGAUCCACCGGGGGGACCGGCCCCACCACUGCACUGAGUGUGGGAAAAGCUUUGUCCGGAACUCCCACCUCCUGAUCCACCAGGUGAUUCACCGUGGUGAACGCCCCUUCACGUGCAGUGAGUGCGGAAAGAGCUUUAGCCAGAGCUCCACCCUAACAAGACACCAGCAGAUCCACACUGGCGAGAAACCCCACCGCUGCCACCAGUGUGGCAAGAGCUUUGGACGCAACUCCAAUCUGACAAGGCACCAGAGGCUCCAUGCGGCCGAGAGGCCGUUCCGGUGCUCUGAGUGUGGCAAAGGGUUUGCCCAGAGCUCCAACCUGAUCAAACACCAGCGGGUCCAUACCGGGGAGCGGCCCUACCGCUGCCACCAGUGUGGCAAGGCCUUCACGUGGAGCUCAUCGCUGCUGGAGCACCAGAAAUCUCAUGCUGGCGAAAAGCCCCACAGCUGUCCGGAGUGCGGGAAGAAGUUCAGUCGUGGCUCCACCCUGCUGGAGCACCAGCGCAUCCACACCGGCGAGAAGCCUUUCCGCUGCCACCAGUGUGGCGCCCGCUUCAGCCAGAGCUCCACACUGGUGCACCACCAGCGCACCCACACCGGGGAGCGUCCCUACCGCUGCGACGAGUGCGGGCGCAGCUUCGGCCGGAAGUCCACGCUGGUGACCCACCGCCGAACCCACACCGGAGAGAAGCCGUACCACUGCCUGGAGUGUGGACGCAGCUUCGUGGUCAGCUCGGACCUGGCCAAGCAUCAGCGUACCCACACCGGCGGCCAAGGCCCCUACCGUUGUGGGGAGUGCGGGGAGGGCUUUGGCUGGAGCGCCGCCUUGGCUGCCCAUCGAGCCAGCCAGCAUGGUGCCGAGAAGCCCUACCGAUGCUCCGAGUGCGGGGAGGCUUUCCACCAAAGCGCUACGCUGCUCGUGCACCAGCGCACCCAUGCCGGCGACGAGGCCUUCACCUGCUCCGACUGCGGGGAGUGCUUCCUGGAGAGCGCCAAGCUGGCCCGGCACCGUCGCACCCGGCACAGCGCCGACGGGGAGGAGAAACCUUUCAAGUGCUCUGAGUGCGGCAAGGGCUAUGCCCAGAGUGCUGGCCUGCGACAUCACCAGCGAGAGCAACCCUUCCGCUGCCCACAGUGCGGCCUGAGCUUCCUGUGGAGCUGCCGGCUGGCUGAGCACCGCCGCAGCUGCCGCAUGGCUGAGAAGCCCUACAAGUGCCCCGAGUGCGGCAAGAGUUUCGGCCAGAGCUCCAAGCUUCUGCGGCACCAGGUGACUCACACAGGUGAAAAACCCUACAAGUGUCCUGAGUGCGGCAAGAUCUUCAGCCAGAGCUCCAAUCUGGCGGAGCACCGGCGCACGCACGCCGGCCAGAAACUCCACCGCUGCGGCAUCUGUGGCAAGAGCUUUGCCCUGGGCUCCUAUCUGGCCAAGCACCAGAUCACCCACACUGGGGAGCGGCCCUACCGCUGCACCGAGUGCGGCAAAGGCUUCCGGCAGAGCUCCAACUUGAUCCAGCACCAGCGCACCCACACUGGCGAGCGCCCCUACACCUGCCCCCAGUGCGGUAAAAGUUUCUGCCAGAACUCGCACCUCAUCAAGCACCGGCGCACCCACACUGGUGAGCGCCCCUACCGCUGCCCCCAGUGCGGCAAGAGCUUCCGCCAGAGCGCCAACCUGCUGGAGCACCAGAACACCCAUACCGGCGAGCGCCCCUACCAGUGCGGCCAGUGUGGCAAGAGCUUUUGCUGGAGCUCAGCCUUCAGCAAACACCAGAGGACACAUCUCAGCUAGGGGAGCUGUGCUGGGACCUACCUGAGCCUGGGGCCCUGUAUUGGGACUCUCGGAUCCCCCCAUAUGGGGAUCACCAAGCUCCAUCUCCUAUUAUGGACCCCAUAUGGGGAUCCCCAGGAGCCAGGGCAACACUGGGACCCCUCCCUGCUUCCCCCCUCUCCCCUCCGAGCAAGGGGACCCUAUAAAGAGACCACCAGGACAUCCCAUGGACAUGCUGGAGAUCCCAGGCUAUCUUGCAUCAGGAUGGCCCUGGUUGUUCCUUUCCAUCAGGGAAGCAGGAUGCUGCCAUGGCACAUGGAGGCAAACCAAGAUCAGGCCCCGUCAUGCCGGGCGCUGCACAGACCCACAGUGACUGAGAUCAGGGCCCUGUCACAUCCAGUGCUGCACAGACACAGUCAACCACAGUCUCUGGUUUACGUCACUUACAUGUACUGCUGUCCAUUGCCUCCCUGUCCAAUGCAGAACUGAUCAAACAGUGUAUUGGCCCAGUCUUGUUCUGCAUAUCCCUAGUGGCUGAGAUUUCACUUUCUCUGUUAGGUGACCAUUGUACAACUCUCGUCAUUAGCAAAUCUUUGAUGACACUGAAACUAAACUUCUCAUUUUGCUGACUCCUUUGGAGUUUUGUUAUUAAGAAGGAUGCGGAAAUGAGAGAUUGUGCUUUGGGGUCUAAUACAACUAAGACGACUGCUAAGUAAUUUUGUUAACCACAAGGUGAAAGGUGAGGUGCUACUGUGAAUCGGAAAGGAGCUAAGAGACAGGAAAGUAAUUGUGGGAAGAAAUGGACAGUUUCCACAAGCUUCAAACCCACAAUUGGCUCAGGAAGACAGCAAAGCCCUAAUCACCAGGCUGCCAAAGACUGAGAGCCUCUUCCUGUAUUCAAAGAGCUAUAGAGGGAAACUAGAGACCUUUAAGCUUAGAGGAUUUUUUUUGGAAACCUGAUCUUUGUGCCUAGCCUCCUUUUCGAGCUAGUCCCUCACCUUUUUUUGCCACCUGCAUGUCCAUCUUCGUCCUUUUGCAAAACUAGGUUCCAGCCCUCCACCAAUUCCUCAGGACUCUUCCACACUGUAUGUUGUUGGAUUGUGGAACUCCCUGCCACAGGUUGCUGCUGUAGCUGAGAUCUUAGCCAGAUUCAAAGAGGGACUGGUUGUUUAUGUGGAUAACAAGACCUGUAUGAUAGUAAAUGAUAAAGAAGCAGGUUUGGAAAGAAUAUAAAACCUCAAGUUCCAGGGUUUAAGGUGAUCUCUAGCUAUUAUGAUUUAGGAUGAGACAUUCAUGUGGGUAGAUGAUCCCAAACAUGGGUUCCUCUCACUUUCUUCUGCAGCAUCUGGUGCCAGUCCAGUGUCAGAGAUAAGACACUGGGCUAGAUGAAUCCCUGGUUCGAUACAGUCUGGCAGUCCCAGUUUUGAAAGCGCUCCUGUCACUAAUAUGCAGUUAUAAUGAGAGCACGUAGGCUACACAAAAUAUUGUAGAGCAGACACAGGCAGGGAAUGAUAUUCAUUCCUUCUGCUCUGAGACAGAUAUGCAGACAACCUCACUGUAAGCAUGAACCGCUUUCUGGGAAAAGCUUUUAUUUUCUAACACGAUAAUCUAGGCAGCAUCUUUGUGAUUAGGCCAGGAGCCGGGCAGCCCGGACUCCUGGGUUCUCUCAGCAGCCCUUCCACUGACUUCCCCUCUCCCUGUCCAUCUGGGCUAGUGAGGAUUCAUCUAUGAGUAAAGAGCUUUUGAGUUCCUCAACUAGAAAUCCCUACAUCAAUGCAGAGUGUAGGGCGGAAAGAUUCUCUUUUAUGUAUGUCUUUUGCAAGUGAUUUUUACCAAAGCUGUUAGGGGCGAUCUCGGGAAUGACAGACCAGUGAGCCCUACCUCUCCGUAUCUGUUAAAUCCGGUUGAAACAAUAAACAAAAAUAGAGUUACCAAACAUCUAGAAGAUAGUGAUAUAUGCUAGUGUCUAACCAGCACGGCCUCCCCAAAGGGAAACCAUGCCUCACUAACCUAUUAGAAUUCUUUGAGUGUGUCAAUAAAAUAGUGACUAAAGGAGAA